AUGGGUUCCCUAUACGAUAUCAGCAUCCCUCUGGGGAUUCUGUCAUGGACGACCAUCGGCACCAUCAUUGCUGGCUGGUUAAUUUAUCAAGCCCUUGGUUUCAUUUACAAUGUCUCUCCAUUUCACCCUCUUUACAAAUUCCCUGGCCCAAAAGUCGCGGCUGGCUCUUAUGCAUAUGAGUUCUGGUUCGACAUGGUCAAAACAGGCAGAUACACCAGAGAGAUCAAAAGAUUGCAUGGGAUUUAUGGCCCCAUCAUUCGGAUCAAUCCCGAUGAACUACAUUGCAAUGACCCAAACUUUAUAGACGAGAUCUAUGCCGGAGGUGGGAGGAAAAGAAAUAAGUCUCCACACGGGACGAAGAACGUCCCGUCGGCUCAAGUUGUGUCUCAUUUCGGUACCGUCGACCAUGACCUCCACCGCAAACGCCGUGCAGCGAUGAGCAAGUUCUUCGCCAAGACUCAAAUUUUACGCCUCGAGGCAAAGGUACAGAGUCUGGUCCAGAAGAUGUGUGACAGGCUUCUUAAAGAAGCUCCUGGCCGACCAGUAAAUGUUGCCGAUGCGUACAGCUGCAUAGCGGGUGAUUUCAUCUCCACAUACGCUUUUGGCGAGCCCUUUGGGUUCCUUGAUCAGGAAGGAUGGACGCCCAACUUUCGAGCUCCAACCGCUGGGGCAUUAAAUGUGACUUAUUUGUUCAGGUUCUUUCCAUUGAUGAAGCACUUGUUGCUCUUGGGACCUUGGCUCUCGAGAUUCCUGCCACAGGAUAUGGCUUACAUGAUUGACACAUUCCAUGUGACCGUUCCCAACAUGAUAGAAAAAGCCAAGCGAGAGAGGAAAUCAGGCAUCCUAAAUGACAACAACCCCAAUAUCUUUGCCGCUGUAUUCGACUCUGAUCUUCCGCCCGAGGAGAAGACGACAUACCGCCUCACGGGUGAGGGGAGUAGCCUUGUUUAUGCUGGCACCGAGACUGUAAGCACCGCUCUGGCGGCGCUGACCUUCUAUAUCUUGUCCAAACCGCUUGUGCUGGACCGCCUGGCACAGGAGUUGCGUACCAUUGUCGACGACCCAUGUCAAUUGCCCAGUUGGACCAAGUUGGAGACAUUGCCAUACCUCAGUGCAACGGUACUGGAGGGUCUGCGGCUGUCUUACGGCGUUUCACUUAGAUCUGCUCGAAUCGCCACAGAUGAGGAUCUGGUGUAUCGGGGUAAAUGGUCGCCUAACGAUGCACCGAGUCAGAUUGACAUCAGUUAUGUCGUUCCUUCUGGCUGGGCAAUUGGGAUGAGUUCCGUCAUUAUGCAUCACGAUGAGGACGUAUUUCCAAACUCCCAUGAGUUCAUUCCUGAGCGGUGGCUGGAUGAACAUGGUCAGCGGAGAAAGGAUCUUGAGAGAUGCUUGUUGACGUUUUCCAAAGGGUCAAGACAAUGCUUAGGGAUCAGGUAA
Molecule: messenger RNA, 1437 nt
Organism: Colletotrichum truncatum
Lineage: Eukaryota; Fungi; Ascomycota; Sordariomycetes; Glomerellales; Glomerellaceae
Product: trichodiene oxygenase
Molecular function (GO): monooxygenase activity; heme binding; oxidoreductase activity, acting on paired donors, with incorporation or reduction of molecular oxygen
Source: RefSeq, a predicted model, not a curated record